Molecule: messenger RNA, 861 nt
Organism: Aspergillus calidoustus
Lineage: Eukaryota; Fungi; Ascomycota; Eurotiomycetes; Eurotiales; Aspergillaceae
Source: the annotation of a GenBank genome assembly
AUGCCCAGAAUCCUCUGCCUGCAUGGGCACGGAACAAGCGGUCAUAUCUUCAAGGUCCAAACCGCAUCCUUCCGCUCAAAACUCCCGUCAGGAUAUACAUUCGACUUCCCCUCGGCCCCCUACCCCUCCAAACCCUCUCCCGGAAUCGAAACCAUCUUCCCAGACUCCCCAACCUACACCUGGUUCACGCAACCCACACCAGCCUCAAUCCGCGGCGCACACGCCUGGGUCCGCGAAUAUGUCGCAGCGAACGGCCCCUACGACGCCGUCAUGUGUUUCUCGCAGGGAUGUUCCGUGAUCGCCAGCAUGGCGCUGUAUCACGCGUUUGAUAAGAGCAAUGGGGUAGCGGGAGAGAGCGAGGCUCUCCCCUUUGGCGCAGCGAUAUUCAUCUGCGGCGGUGUCCCACUCUGGACGCUCGAGGACAUGGGACUACCUGUUUCCGCCAACGCACACGAGCUCAGCAAAGCGACUGGAUCGCUCCUCACCGCAACAGCCAGCAAACUCACACAACUGGGCGCAAACCUCUCGCUCAUCAAACGCGGCGUCGGACUGUGGGACCGCGACAGCUCCGAUACGCAGCUCCUACACGACCCGGACCCCGCGGCGCGACCGGGGCGGAAUGAUGUCUUUGGACUGGAUUAUACGGUGUUUCCGGAGUGGGCGAGGAUUGAUAUCCCCACGGGGCAUGUUUACGGUGCCAAGGAUCCGCGGUGGCCGGCGGGCAUUCAGCUGGCGGAGUUUUGUAGCGAUCGGGUCGAGAUGGACCAUGGGGGUGGGCAUGAUAUUCCGCGGUCGACCAAGGUUGCGGAGGGGAUUGCGGGGUUGGUUAGGGGGUCGUUGAGAGGGGUAUGUGUGGAAUGA